Cricetulus griseus (Chinese hamster) is the source of this 978-nucleotide messenger RNA. NCBI's taxonomy places the organism in Eukaryota, Metazoa, Chordata, Mammalia, Rodentia, Cricetidae. The record is from RefSeq and is a predicted model, not a curated record.
AUGAUUUGGCUCAGAAACAUACUGAUUGAUUUAAAAGAAAAAGUGCUGACUGACAGAAUGGAGUCCGGAGACUUGGUUAUAGAAAUAGUGAUCUCACUUCAGAGUGCACUUGGAAUUCUGGGAAAUGUAUCUUUUCUUGUCUACUAUCUACUCGUUUACUACAAUAAACACACAUUAAAGACUGUAGACUUAAUUCUUACACAUGUGUUCACAUCAAAUUCCUUAAUCAUUCUCUCUACAGGCUUGCCUCAGAUAAUGAGAGCUUUUGAGUGGAAAAGGUUCUUCAAUGAUGUUGAAUGCAAACUUAUUUUAUAUAUUCAGAGACUUGGCAGGAGCAUGUCCAUCACCUCCACCUGCCUCUUGAGUGUCUUCCAGGCCAUCACUAUCAGUCCUAGUGUAUCCUAUUAUAAAGAUUUUCAAAUAAAAUUCCCAAAAUAUGUUCACCUCUCCAUUUCCUCCCUCUGGAUCCUGUAUGUGAUAGUGAAUAUGUUUUUCCCCAUGUAUACAUCUACUAAAAGUAAUAGCGAAAAUAAGACAAAAAAGACAUAUUUUGAAUUUUGUCCAGGUUUCAGUCAUGACAAAAUAGUAGAGACAAUGUAUACAGCAUUUUGGGUGUUCCCUGAAGUCUUAUUUUCUAUACUCAUUGUAUGUUCCAGCAUCUCCAUGAUUGUCAUACUCUAUGGACACAAGAAAAGGGUUCAGUACAUCCUCAGCACUCAGGCCUCCACCAGAAUUUCCCCUGAAUCCAGAGCCACACAGAACAUCCUGGUCUUGGUUUGCACCUUUCUAGCCUUUAAUACCAUCUCCUCUAUUUUACUAGGCUACAUAACCCUUUAUUUUAAUCCCAAUUUGUGGCUUAGAAAUAUCACAACAAUUAUUUCUAUGUGUUUUCCUUCUUUAAGUCCCUUUGUGACGAGUCAUGAUUCUAUUAUUUCUGGAUUUUGCUUUUCCUUUAUAAGGAAUAUCAAAAGGAAAUAA